AUGAUGAAGGUGGCUAAUUAUUUGGGGAAAGUGAACCUCUAUGUUGUGCAUGGGGUGGACGAACCGGCUAUUGUAGAAAAUGAUGAGAAUGAGAUUCUUUACCUAUGUGAAGGUACUGCAGAGAGUGGUGGGGGUAGUGGCAUCAGAGGAGAAGCACAUGUUGAGGGUGGUGAUCAAGGAAUUGGGAACGUAGUGGAGGUGGAGGUUGAGAACGAGGAUGCAGUGGAGGUUGAGAAUGAGGAUGCAGUGGAGGUUGAGAAGGAGGAUACAGUGGAGGUUGUUAAUGAGACUGUAGUGGAGGUUGAGAAUGAGGAUGGAGUUGAGGUUGAGAACGAGGAUGCAGUGGAGGUUGUCAAUGAGGCUGUGGUGGAGGUUCAGAUUGAGGAUGAAGUUGAGGUUGAAAGUGAAGAAUUAGUGGAAGUGGACAUUGAGGAUGGAGUUGAGGUUGAUAGUCAAGAAGAAGUGGAAGUGGACAGUGAUGAUGAACCAGGAAUGGAUGAUAUGAGUGGUGAUGAAUACGUGAUUGAAGACAGUGAUAAUGAAACCCAACAAUAA
This is a messenger RNA of Vigna umbellata (rice bean), 555 nucleotides long. The record is from RefSeq and is a predicted model, not a curated record. Lineage: Eukaryota; Viridiplantae; Streptophyta; Magnoliopsida; Fabales; Fabaceae.